Messenger RNA from Mesorhabditis spiculigera, 783 nucleotides. NCBI's taxonomy places the organism in Eukaryota, Metazoa, Nematoda, Chromadorea, Rhabditida, Rhabditidae. The record is from the annotation of a GenBank genome assembly.
AUGAAGCGUCAUGGUGCUGAAGGCGGUGACUACCCUCGUGGCAGCAACACCAAGCGCCAACGUGGUGAUGGUUAUGCCGAAGCAUUGGCCGCUGGAAAAUUCGAGUUGCGCUUUUUGGUCUCGUCGAAGAGUGCUGGUGCUGUGAUUGGAAAAGGCGGCGACAACAUCAAGCGCCUCCGAUCGCAGUUCGAUGCCAACGUCUCUGUCCCCGAUAGCCAGGCCCCCGAGCGUGUGCUGACGAUGAUCACUUCAUUCGAGAACAUCUUGCCCAUUUCUCAGGACGUGCUUCCGAAACUUGAGGAGCAACCAACUGAAGGCAAACGUGAAGCGAAGAUGUUGGUCCACAUGUCUCACGCUGGUGCUAUCAUCGGCAAGGCUGGAUCUAAGAUCAAGGAACUGCGUGAUGAAACUGGCUGCAAUAUUAAGGUCUUUUCGGAAUGCGCGCCUCAAUCGACGGAUCGCUGUGUCCAGAUCACUGGCCCAGAGCAAAGUCUUCCUGGGGCUGUUAAAGCUAUCGUCGAGCUGGUCAAAGGGAUCCCCAUCAAGGGAGCCACCCGCCAAUACGACCCGACCAAUUACGACCCAAUGCUUGCAGCUGAAUACGGCGGACACCCUCUUGGUGAUCGCUCUGGUGGACCUCCGAUGCGAGCCGGUGGUGGUGGUGGCGGUCGCUUCAACGGUGGCCCCAUGGGCGGACCUCGCGGUGCUGGUGGUCCGAUGAGGGGAGGACAAUUGGGAGCGAUGGGAGAUUUUGGUAUGACAUUGUCUCUUUUCUUCAACAAG